This is a messenger RNA of Umbelopsis ramanniana AG, 1730 nucleotides long. RefSeq lists its product as uncharacterized. The coding region runs from base 31 to 1548 and encodes 505 amino acids. Gene Ontology annotation, cellular component: nucleus. The transcript has 9 exons. Lineage: Eukaryota; Fungi; Mucoromycota; Umbelopsidomycetes; Umbelopsidales; Umbelopsidaceae. Gene Ontology annotation, molecular function: 3'-tyrosyl-DNA phosphodiesterase activity; double-stranded DNA binding; single-stranded DNA binding. Gene Ontology annotation, biological process: single strand break repair; double-strand break repair. The record is from RefSeq and is a predicted model, not a curated record.
CUUGUCUCGCCAACCCUUUUGCGACUGACCAUGGCGGACAACGAACAAAAUGACAUGGAAGCCGCCAUACAACAAUCGCUACAACAGCUUGAAAAUGAUUUGGAACAACAAAAGAAAGAGAAGGAAGAGCUGAGACAAGCUAUCGCUCUUUCCCUUGGAAAACCCGUUGAAAGCCUGACUGCACGAGAAACACUAGCGGCAACGUUAGGGUCCUCGACAAAGCGACCACUGGACGAUUCCACCAGCGCUGCUACGGAAUUCAAAAAGCAGAACACGGGAAAGCCAUCCAUGCCUACAUAUCUAGAUGGAGUAGUCAAACUCACGCACGUCAAAGGAACCACGGGCGCGGAUUAUAUCACAAUUCAACAAGUUAUCGAAGCCAAGUAUCUUAAAAAAGCACUGAUGACAGCUUUCGUAGUCAGCAUGGAUUUCGUUGAUGAACAAUUUCCGGAGCAUAUAAACGUUUGCAUUGUCAUGCAUGGCCGACAGGGUUCCGCCUUUCAAGUCAGCCCUAAACGAAUCGUUGUACAUCCUCCCAUGAGUAACCCAAAUUUCGGAGUGUUCCAUAGCAAGUUGAUGUUGCUCUUUCAUCAAUCUUCUCUAAGGGUCGUUAUUGGAUCUGCCAAUUUUGUAGACUACGAUUGGUGUGAACUAGAGAAUGUUCUGUUUAUACAAGAUUUCCCAUUGUUGCAAGAAGGGCCAUUAAAAAGUGCUGAUCAGCUGCCAAAAUUUGGUGGAGAUAUUCACGAGCAGCUGGGUCUUAUGGGAGUUCCUACGGCCGUUAGAAAGGAAUUGUUGUUCUACGAUUUCUCAAAAGCAAAGGCACAUAUAGUUCCUUCAGUGUCUGGUACACAUGAAGGAGACGAGCGGUAUAAGGUUGGUCAUACGCGAUUGUGCAGCGUAGUUGAACAACUCGGAUUGCAGCAGGAACAGGUCGCAAAUGGGCCGAAGGUUGAGCUUCAGACCUCGUCAUUAGGAGCGAUGACUGUGCCAUAUUUGCAAGAGUUGUACCUAUCAUUUUGUGGUAUUAAUACGUUCACACCGGAUGGAUCCAAUAUUCAAAAAGGCUAUAAGAAAAAUGGAGGAAUUCCACCUGUCACCAUCGUUUAUCCAUCGACAUUUACCAUCGACAAUAGUAACGUUGGGCGUGAGGGAGCGAGUACAAUAUGUUUUAAUACUGCAAAUUGGAAAAAACCCACAUUUCCCCACAGCAUCAUGAGAGAUGCUGUCAGUAAUCGCCAUGGCACACUGAUGCAUUCCAAGUACAUUGUUGCCAUACUAGAUCAGCCCAAAAAUCACAUCGCUGGUUGGGUGUACGUUGGGAGUCACAAUGCUACACAGGCAGCUUGGGGAAAAGCAACGGUAUCUCGUGAAAAAAAAUGCCCCAAGAUAAGCAUGAAUAAUUGGGAGCUUGGAGUUAUAUUGCCUAUAAGCGAUAAGGGCAGUGACAUCCGACAUCUGUGCGACGGCUUGCCCGUGCCAUUUGUUCGACCUGCUGAAAAAUAUCAAUCUGAUCAACAGCCCUGGACGCAAAAUCUUUGGUCUUAAUCCGGUGCUAUUUACAGAGCCAUUUCAAUAUGAUUGUUAAGUCAUGCAUAGAGAGGGGUAAAUGCGGAUCAUUUAAUGGAUGCAUUGUAUUUGCAUAUUUUGUAUGUGAGAACUGAAUGAAGAAACUGUAUAUAACACAUAUAACACAAAUAAUGAAUCAAGACUAAAAUUCAAAAAUUUAC